This is a messenger RNA of Soboliphyme baturini, 270 nucleotides long. The record is from the annotation of a GenBank genome assembly. NCBI's taxonomy places the organism in Eukaryota, Metazoa, Nematoda, Enoplea, Dioctophymatida, Soboliphymatidae.
AUGGGCACCGGCAUCGUCGAAGACACUAAUUCGACAGAUCGUCCGACCGAAUACGGUUCCACUGACGCUGAACAAAUGGACGAUUUCUUGUUUUUGCUUGCCUGUGGUUUUUUGUCUGUCGAUGCACGUGUCUUCUAUUACGUGUACCGAAACGCGUUUUCAAUUCUGCUGUCUGAUUAUCCGGUCAUGCGAAUCGUGUUUUUCUUUUUAAUUUUUGUAGUGUGCCACGGCGAAGUGAACGACCAUUCGGAAAUUGGUCCUCAGCAUUGA